CAUCUGACAUGACAUGAGAGGCAAUAUUGCGGAAAAUCCGCAAGAGUGAGAAAAUGUUCGAUUUUCCCACGAAGAAAACAGCAGAAUCCAAACAAUUAGACUGAAAAUUAGGUCAUUUAAUUGUGUCGGCCGUAUAAUGAUACCGACCCCGUUGGCUGUCAUUUUUUUAUUUAAGUUCCUUGGGGGGGCACACUGAAACACAAUUGGGAACCUAAAUGCCGCCUGGGGGGCGGCAUACUAAGAAGGAGUUGUGCGAUGCUCAACCUGACCCAAGAGGUAGGAGCAUGGGAUACAGUCCUGCUAGAUCCCCUCACUGAAGACACUUUUAUUGGGAAUCUUCAGCAAAGAUUUCGGAGAGAUCAUAUUUACACUUAUAUAGGCAAUGUCCUGAUUUCCAUUAAUCCCUUUAAAAAAUUGGCUCUUUAUUCUGCGGAUCUUGUGAGCAAUUAUGUGAGGAGGGCCCCUUUUCAGUUACCCCCCCAUAUUUAUGGGGUGGCAGAAUCAGCUUAUAGAUCCCUUACAGAUAAAGGGGAGAACCAGUGUAUUAUUGUGACAGGUGAAAGUGGAUCAGGGAAGACAGAAGCGGCCCGAAUAGUGCUUCAAUUCUUAGUGUUAGUAUCAGGAAAUGCACCGGAAGUUAAACGAAUAAAAGACAGUCUGGUUCAGGCAAACACUUUACUAGAGGCAUUCGGGAAUGCUAAAACAAUGAGAAAUGAUAAUGCUUCCAGAUUUGGCAAAUUUUUAGAUAUCGAGUUUGAUUAUAAAGGGGAUCCCAUCGGUGGACAUCUGACCAAUUAUUUCUUGGAUAAGACUAGGGUAACCACUUUGGGAACAAACGAUAGGAAUUUCCACAUUUUUUACCAGCUUUUGAGUGGGGCCGACAUUCAUCUUUUGAAAUGUCUAAAACUGCAAAGAAACGUCGAACAGUACGCCAUCCUACAAACCGAAUCCCACCACCCUACCGCCACCGAAGAAGACGACAAAAAACUGUUCGUUUACACCAGAGAAGCCCUAGAAGUCCUCGGGUUCACCAGCACCGAUAUUGUUCAUAUUUUUAGGGUCUUAGCUGUUAUUCUGAAAUUAGGUAAUUUACAAUUCGUGCCUUGCAAUAAUAUAGAUGGUACAGAUGGAUGUUCCGUGAGCAACGACUAUGAGCUGUUUGAGGUUUGCGAGCUGCUUUCCGCCGACCACAGAUGGAUCCAAAGGAUCUUAACGUCAAAACAGAUCGAGGACGGUAUUAUGGCCGAUUUGGGUUCUAUCGAGGCCUCUAGGUUGCGUGAUUUAUUAUGUAGGACUUUGUAUAGUCGAUUGUUCACGUGGCUGAUUAAUAGGAUCAAUGAGACUAUUAAGGCGAAGUCUUUGGGAAAAAGGAAAUUCUUAGGGGUGCUGGACUUGUACGGUUUUGAAUCUAUGAAAAAUAACAGUUUCGAGCAGCUGCUGAUCAACUAUUGUAACGAGAAACUGCACCAAUUUAUGAUUAAUAUAUGCCUUAAGGAGGAGCAAGAGGAAACCGUUAGGGAGGGUAUCGAGUGGACCAAAAUAGAGUAUUUUAAUAACAUAAGUAUUUGUCAAUUGUUAGAAAACGAGAACCACGGGAUCUUAUCGUUGUUGGAGGAGUCGCACGUAGAAACGGACGAGAGCUACUUGACCAGGUUGGAGCAGUGCUGCUCCGGCCAUACCCAUUGUCUCAUAGACGAGGUCAACGCGCCAAACUGUUUUCAGGUGCGACAUUUUGCCGGCCCGGUUACUUAUAAGAUUCAAGGGUUUAUCGAGAAGAAUCGGGAUUGUUUGCCCAAGGAACAUUCGAGGGCGAUGUUUAGGUGCGACCUGGGCAUCAUGCAAGAGCUGUUUCCAGAAGGAAAUCCGAAAAGGUGUAGCAUAAAGAAACCGUCAAGCCAAGCGUCCCAAAUCCAAGUAUCCCUUAAUGCCCUCCUAAAAAACUUGGCAGGAAGACAAAACAGUUACAUCAGAUGUGUCAAACCGAACGACCUAAAACAGCCAAAGAUAUUCGACAUAAGCUUAGUGCAGCAUCAGGUGAGAUACAUGUGCCUUUUAUCGACCGUCCAAAUAUGGCGGGCGGGUUUCUGUCAGAAAAUCCCGUUUAUUCAGUUCUUGUGCCGCUACAAGAUGUUGUGCGCCCACACAUGGCCCAAGUGGCGCGGAUCGCCCAUCGAGGGGGUCGGAAUGCUCCUCCGGAGUUUACCAAUACCCAGUGCCGAGUUUACUUUCGGUCGUACUAAACUGUUUAUCCGAAGCCCCAGGACCGUUUUCGAACUGGAAGACUUUAGGAGAAAUCGACUGCAGGACUUGGCCCUGCUCAUACAGAAAACGUGGAGGGGCCACGUGCUGAAGAAACGCUAUCGGAAAAUGAGGGACAGUCAGAUGAUUAUCGCGUCCGCUUGGAGGAGCUGGAGGGCUAGAGAGGAGUACAGGAUACUGAAACACCGGAAACAAGUGGAGUGGGCGGCCAGGGUUAUACAAAGGCAUUACAUUCAAUGGAAACGCAGACAAUACAUUUUAACCUUAACGGACCGACUGCCGGCCGAUAGUGAUUCGCCGUUAUGUCGCGAAUGGCCGCCCUGCAUGACCCGUCUGUCUGAAACCAGCGCCCUCCUGAAGAAAAUCCACCACAGAUGGCGCUGUCACAAGUACAGGUUAUCGUUCGACCAGACCGCCCGCAAUCGGAUGCGAGAAAAGGUCACCGCCAGUUUCAUUUUCAAAGACAGAAAGUGUUCAUAUCCCCGCAGCGUGUCGCAUCCUUUUCUGGGCGACUACGUGCGACUGAGACAGAACGUCCAGUGGAAGAAGAUGAGCCUGGAGAACAACGACCAAUACGUAGUGUUCGCCGAUAUUAUUAAUAAAAUCGCUCGGAGUAGCGGAAAAUUUGUUCCUAUUCUGUUGGUGAUAUCGACCAGGUCGAUGUUGAUUUUGGACCAGAGAACCUUGCAAAUAAAAUACAGAGUACCUGCGACGGAGAUAUACAGGAUGUCUCUGUCACCUUACCUGGAUGACGUGGCUGUUGUGCAUGUUAGAGCGUCGUCGCUAGUGAACCCGGAAACGUCGAGCGUCGCCUCCGACAGUCCCGGUUGUUUGUUCCAGAGCGACCUCAGCAAGAAAAAGGGCGAUUUCGUCUUCCAGACCGGCCACGUCAUCGAGAUCGUCACCAAGUUGUUCCUGGUGGUCCAGAACGCCACCGGGAAACCGCCCGAGGUCAAUAUUACCACCGAGUUUGAAGCGAAUUUUGGUUCCCAAACGGUAACUUUCACCUUCAAAUGUGGCCUUCCGGAGGUGCAGCCGGGCCAAAUAAGGGUCCUAAGGAAGGCGAACAAGAUGGAGGUGCUGGUGUGACCUCAGCGCCGGCUGUCCAAGAAACAUAUCCACCACCGAACCAGCAACUUUGCCACUGCCAUUUCCAACUAUUUAGGUUUUGUUUUUCGUUCUUUUUUUUUUUAGCACAAUUAUCGUUUGUUGUUGAUUGUUCUUAUAUAGUUAUAUAGACGGUUUUUGAUUUAAUUAAGACAUUUUUCAAGUGCCAAUAGGAAAUGAAAUAAUAUUUACAAAAAAAAAAGUUUAUAGUGAAAGCAGAGUUUAUCAAAUUUCAUAGUUUAGAAACAUAGGGGUGACCAUUUGGUUUAUGGAGUUUUCUUUGUUUUGAAAGUUGUCGUUGAAAUUUUAGCUAGAUGGAGUUUAAUUCCCGUGUUACUUAAUAAUGCAAUAAACCAGGAGUUUAGUUGAUAAUUUUAACUAUUAUAGCAAUACCAGUAAAAUCAAAUUAAUAAAAAGUAAUGUUAUAUUUUUAAAAA
This is a messenger RNA of Anthonomus grandis grandis, 3803 nucleotides long. RefSeq names its product unconventional myosin-Ib (gene Myo95E). The record is from RefSeq and is a predicted model, not a curated record. The coding region runs from base 256 to 3348 and encodes 1030 amino acids. The transcript is spliced from 23 exons. Gene Ontology annotation, biological process: vesicle transport along actin filament; actin filament organization. Gene Ontology annotation, cellular component: myosin complex; cytoplasm; actin cytoskeleton. NCBI's taxonomy places the organism in Eukaryota, Metazoa, Arthropoda, Insecta, Coleoptera, Curculionidae. Gene Ontology annotation, molecular function: ATP binding; microfilament motor activity; actin filament binding.